UAUAAAGAAAACUACAAUAUGUUUAUUAAUAUUUACUUGCUACUGUAAAUAUUGCAAAAUAUCUUGCGCUCUUUUAAUUUUUUCCUCUUGAACAGUUUCUCCUGAAUUUUGCUCUUGCUCUACUAUCUUCAAGGCUGCAUCCAAAACCAACUGCCUGGAUUGCCCUUUUGCCCCGCUGAAAUAUUCCAACACAAUUUCCCAAAAUUUCUGAGGAAUUUUAUCGGAGUCAAAUAAAUUUUGUUGCAAAUAAAUUUGUCUGAGUUUUUCAAAUUUCCAUUGGGAGCGGCAAUAUUUCCAAUUUGAUAAGUAAUUUAGUGCUUUUUGUUGAAAGUCUAGUUGCACUUUAAUUUUUUUCUCCUGUAUUAACUGAGCAUGUUUUUCGCGCUUUUUCGACCUUAUUGAUUCCUUUUUUGGCUUUUGAACAGCUUUUGAAUCUAAUUUAAUAUCAUUGCCUUCUGUUUCCAUAUUUUCUGUUACUUGCUCUCUGUCUUGUAUUUUUUUGUUUGAAAUUUUAAUAUGCUUUGCUUUUUGAUCCACAUCCAAGUUAUCUAAUUUGUGCUUUGUUCUGUUUGUUUUAGAGAGUGAAGUGUUACCACUGCUGACAGGUAAUUGCAUAUUGAUAUUUUCUGUUUUGAAUUCACCAUAUUUGAAUUGCUGUUGUAGGAUUUUUUUCGCACUAUCUUUGGUUACCACUUCGUCGUCAAAAGCAAUUACUUUUGACUUCCUUGCUCUGGUUUUAAUUUUUGAUUUUUCUAUCAUCUUGUAUUAUGUUAUUCACUUCAUGUAAACAAGUUUUACUCAUUAGGUUAGAAGCAUAGAGAAAAGUAAUGAACUGUUAACAUCUGGGCCAGCAAUCAGGAUUAGUUGAUUUUUGACAAAAUGAUUGUAGCAGUUUCAGUUAGUAGAUGUAAUGACAUAUUUAACAAGUAAGAAACUACAAAAUUUCUGCCAAGUAUAAAAAUUACAAAUCGUUAGAAUUAACAAUCAUCCUAAUCACUCCCAAUUUUUUUCAAUUGACUAACAAAACUAAAAACGAAUCUUGCGAUUUCUACACGGAAUAUGUUCAACCAAUAUUCUGCGCCAUGUUUUAAUAUUUGAAAGAAAAUAAGAAGAGGCAUAAUAUCCUAGCCUUAAAAAAUUUGAUUGUUUAGAAAUCGGCUUCAAAACAUGAAAAUUACAAAAUUAUUUAAUUUACAUCGGAUUUGGAACAGACACGUCCCAAAUAAAAGAUUUCAAAUUGGGAUUGACUGCAAUUUUAAUCGCUUGAACAACAAACCAAUGUUUUAUAGAAAUUAUCAUGAAAAGCAGGAAAACAAUAGCUCGCGUUACCUGAAGUUUCCUUCUCUUAUGUUUUUUCUCCCUGCUUUAUCCAUUGCAGCAUGUGAGUCGGUUACAAAUUUUUCAGAGAAGACAUUUUUUAAAGCUGUUCAAAGAGGCAUUGAAAGCGAAGUAAUUAGUCAAAUUGAAAGAGGUGUCAAUGUAAAUUGUCGCCAUAAACUAGGUUGGACUGCUCUUAUGGUGGCCUCGGUUAGUGGAAACUACGAUAUGGUGAGAAUUCUUUUAGAAAAUGGGGCCGAACUGAAUACGGGGGAUAAUUAUUCCAGUGCAAGUAAAAUAGCCCAAGAGCAAGGAAUGCAUGCAAUUGAAGUUGUCAUGAUUAGGGAAGAUGAAUUUUCCAGCAUUCUUAACAACAGAGCAAAUUUUUUGGGCUUUACUGCAUUGCAUUAUGCAGUGCUAGUAAAUUCUUUAGAUAUUGUAAAAUUAUUGAUAGAGAAUGGUGCUAACCCAUGUAUAGAGAAUGAUUCUGGUCAUAUGCCAGUGAGUUAUGCUAAAGAAGGCCCAAUGAAGGAAUAUUUGGAAAAACAGACAACAAAGUAUGCAGAAUUUCUUAAAAACAAAGAAAUAGAAGAAAGAAGGAGAUUUCCAUUAGAAGAUAGGCUUAAACAGCAUAUAGUUGGACAAGAAGGAGCUAUCUCAAUUGUAGCGGCUACUGUUAGAAGAAAGGAAAAUGGCUGGGCAGAUGAAGAUCAUCCAAUUGUCUUUUUAUUCUUGGGCUCAUCUGGUAUUGGAAAGACAGAAUUAGCUAAACAGUUAGCUGCUUAUAUACACAAAAAUAAAAGGGACUCAUUUAUACGUUUGGACAUGUCUGAGUUUCAAGAAAAGCAUGAAGUUGCCAAGCUGAUUGGUGCACCGCCUGGAUAUAUAGGGCAUGAUGAAGGUGGCCAACUAACCAAAAAAUUAAAAAAAUGCAGUGAUGCUGUAGUUUUGUUUGAUGAGGUUGAAAAGGCUCAUCCUGAUGUGUUAACUGUAUUGCUCCAGCUGUUUGAUGAAGGACGAUUAACUGAUGGACAAGGAAAAACAAUUGAAUGCAAAAAUGCCAUUUUUAUUAUGACAUCCAACUUAGCUAGUGAGGAGAUCGCCCGUCACGCCUUGCGUUUAAGAGAAGAGGGUGAAAAGAUUAAAAACCAGAGGUUAAUGGCUAACAUUAAAGAUGAAAAAACGUUAACUGACAAUAUUGUGAUUUCAAGAAAAUUCAAAGAUGAGCAAGUAAAACCAAUUUUAAAGAAACACUUUAAGAGGGAUGAAUUUUUGGGCCGGAUUAAUGAAAUUGUGUAUUUUCUGCCAUUCUCUAGGCGUGAGUUGAUGGAACUUGUGGAUCGAGAGUUAAAAUCAUGGGCCAAAAAAGCAAAGGAUAGACACAAAAUUGAGAUUAAAUGGGACAGAAAUGUAGAAUCUGCAUUGGUAGACGGCUACGAUGUUUGCUACGGCGCUAGAUCCAUCAAAUAUGAAGUGGAGAGGCGGGUUGUUAAUCAGUUGGCGUCCGCCUACGAGAGGGGCUAUAUAGACAAAGGCUCAGUGGUCCAGAUUGUUGCAGGGUGGCCUGACAAUUGUGAUUCGCCGGAAAUUAAAUUAAGAGUGAAAAAAAGCGGGGUUAAAGAUUAUGUAGAAAUUCAAAGCAAUGUGAUACCAGUUAACCAUAAUACAUCAUCUUUUUGUUAAGAUUGUGUAUAAUUAUUUAAAUUUAGAUAGGUGUUGUUGACUUUCCACAGUAGUGGAAUAAAUUGGGCAAGCUGAUUUUAACUUUGAGUUUUAUUACAUGUAAUCAUUUGGUACAAACUGAAUUAUAAGGACAAA
Cylas formicarius (sweet potato weevil) is the source of this 3135-nucleotide messenger RNA. RefSeq names its product mitochondrial disaggregase-like. Lineage: Eukaryota; Metazoa; Arthropoda; Insecta; Coleoptera; Brentidae. The record is from RefSeq and is a predicted model, not a curated record. Gene Ontology annotation, cellular component: cytoplasm; mitochondrion. Gene Ontology annotation, biological process: cellular response to heat. Gene Ontology annotation, molecular function: ATP hydrolysis activity; protein binding; ATP binding. The transcript has 7 exons. Bases 1168 to 3000 code for a protein of 610 amino acids.